This is a messenger RNA of Pongo pygmaeus (Bornean orangutan), 2654 nucleotides long. RefSeq names its product LARGE xylosyl- and glucuronyltransferase 2 (gene LARGE2). Gene Ontology annotation, biological process: protein O-linked glycosylation via mannose. Gene Ontology annotation, molecular function: glucuronosyltransferase activity; xylosyltransferase activity. Lineage: Eukaryota; Metazoa; Chordata; Mammalia; Primates; Hominidae. The record is from RefSeq and is a predicted model, not a curated record. Bases 231 to 2402 code for a protein of 723 amino acids. The transcript is spliced from 13 exons. Gene Ontology annotation, cellular component: Golgi apparatus.
CGCGCCUCUCCCCCGGUCCCCGCACCCUGGCCGGCGGCUGCGAGCGCAGGGCCCAGCCCGGGAGCCGCUGGAGCAGGUGAGGGAGGCGGCUCGGCGCGAGCCGCACAACCCGGCCGUCGGGCCCCGCCGCCCAGGGCCGAGUCUUCCAUCUCGCCCCUCGGUCCGCAGGGCCUGCGAUGGAGCCUGCAGCCCCGGGUCGCGCCCCUCCCUGAGCGCUCCCGUCGGCGGCCAUGCUGCCCCGAGGGCGCCCCCGGGCGCUGGGGGCCGCCGCGCUGUUGCUGUUGCUGCUGCUGCUCGGAUUCCUCCUGUUCGGUGGGGACCUGGGGUGUGAGCGCCGCGAGCCUGGCGGGCGAGCGGGGGACCCGGGAUGCUUCCCCGGCCCGCUCAUGCCACGUGUCCCCCCAGACGGGAGGCUGCGGAGAGCCGCCGCCCUCGACGGAGACCCGGGGGCCGGCCCCGGGGACCACAACCGCUCCGACUGCGGCCCGCAGCCGCCGCCGCCGCCGCCGCCCAAGUGCGAGCUCUUGCAUGUGGCCAUCGUGUGUGCGGGGCAUAACUCCAGCCGAGACGUCAUCACCCUGGUGAAGUCCAUGCUCUUCUACAGGAAAAAUCCACUGCACCUCCACUUGGUGACUGACGCCGUGGCCAGAAACAUCCUGGAGACGCUCUUCCACACAUGGAUGGUGCCUGCUGUCCGUGUCAGCUUUUACCAUGCCGACGAGCUCAAGCCCCAGGUCUCCUGGAUCCCCAACAAGCACUACUCCGGCCUCUAUGGGCUAAUGAAGCUGGUGCUGCCCAGUGCCUUGCCCGCUGAGCUGGCCCGCGUCAUUGUCCUGGACACGGAUGUCACCUUCGCCUCUGACAUCUCGGCACUCUGGGCACUCUUCGCUCACUUUUCUGACACGCAGGCGAUCGGUCUCGUGGAGAACCAGAGUGACUGGUACCUGGGCAACCUCUGGAAGAACCACAGGCCCUGGCCUGCCUUGGGCCGGGGAUUUAACACAGGUGUGAUCCUGCUGCGGCUGGACCGACUCCGGCAGGCUGGCUGGGAGCAGAUGUGGAGGCUGACGGCCAGGCGGGAGCUCCUUACCCUGCCUGCCACCUCACUGGCUGACCAGGACAUAUUCAACGCUGUGAUCAAGGAGCACCCGGGGCUAGUGCGGCGUCUGCCUUGUGUCUGGAAUGUGCAGCUGUCAGAUCACACACUGGCCGAGCGCUGCUACUCUGAGGCGUCUGACCUCAAGGUGAUCCACUGGAACUCACCAAAGAAGCUUCGGGUGAAGAACAAGCAUGUGGAAUUCUUCCGCAAUUUCUACCUGACCUUCCUGGGGUACGAUGGGAACCUGCUGCGGAGAGAGCUCUUUGUGUGCCCCAGCCAGCCCCCGCCUGGUGCUGAGCAGUUGCAGCAGGCCCUGGCACAACUGGACGAGGAAGAUCCCUGCUUUGAGUUCCGGCAGCAGCAGCUCACUGUGCACCGUGUGCACGUCACUUUCCUGCCCCAUGAACCGCCACCCCCCCGGCCUCACGAUGUCACCCUUGUGGCUCAGCUGUCCAUGGACCGGCUGCAGAUGUUGGAAGCCCUGUGCAGGCACUGGCCUGGCCCCAUGAGCCUGGCCUUGUACCUGACAGACGCAGAAGCUCAGCAGUUCCUGCAUUUUGUCGAGGCCUCACCAGUGCUUGCUGCCCGGCAGGACGUGGCCUACCACGUGGUGUACCGUGAGGGGCCCCUAUACCCUGUCAACCAGCUUCGCAACGUGGCCUUGGCCCAGGCCCUCACGCCUUACGUCUUCCUCAGUGACAUUGACUUCCUGCCUGCCUAUUCUCUCUACAACUACCUCAGGGCCUCCAUUGAGCAGCUGGGGCUGGGCAGCCAGCGCAAGGCAGCGCUGGUGGUGCCGGCAUUCGAGACCCUGCGCUACCGCUUCAGCUUCCCCCAUUCCAAGGUGGAGCUGCUGGCCUUGCUGGAUGCCGGCGCUCUCUAUACCUUCAGGUACCACGAGUGGCCCCGGGGCCACGCACCCACAGACUAUGCCCGCUGGCGGGAGGCUCAGGCCCCGUACCGUGUGCAAUGGGCGGCCGACUAUGAACCCUACGUGGUGGUGCCACGAGACUGUCCCCGCUAUGAUCCUCGCUUUGUGGGCUUCGGCUGGAACAAGGUGGCCCACAUUGUGGAGCUGGAUGCCCAGGAAUAUGAGCUCCUGGUGCUGCCCGAGGCCUUCACCAUCCAUCUGCCCCAUGCUCCAAGCCUGGACAUCUCCCGCUUCCGCUCCAGCCCCACCUAUCGUGACUGCCUCCAGGCCCUCAAGGACGAAUUCCACCAGGACUUGUCCCGCCACCAUGGGGCUGCUGCCCUCAAAUACCUCCCGGCCCUGCAGCAACCCCAGAGCCCUGCCCGAGGCUGAGGAUGGGCCGGCGCUGCCCCUCAUCUUAGCAUUGGGCAGACACCAGGGCAACCUGCCAUCCGCCCUCCCUGCUAUUUAAAUUAUUUAAGGUCUCUGGGAAGGGCUGGGGUGGAGCAUCUGUGGGGUGGGGUCUUCCCCUUGCUGCUAUUGUAUGGCUGGGGACUGGUCUCCCUCUGCCCCCAGCCAGUUUGGGGCUGGUUCCCCCAUCUUGAAUUGUUUAUCCCUUUUUCAUAAUUAAAGUUUUAAAACAUC